UAAGUACCCCGCUCUCCUCCGCCCCAGUGUAGUGUCGGUGGUGGUGUGGUGUGGUGUGGUGUGGUGUGGUGUAGUGGCCCCCCGACAGCCAUGCCCGUGGUGCCCGUGUCCAAGCUGUCCCCGAGCCUGCUCGCCUUCAUGAACAACCCCGGGGGACACGCCCCCGACGAGCUGCAGAGCAAGCGGGAGCUGUUCUUCAAGAAUGAGCUGCCCCCGGCGAGCGGGGUCAGCACGCCGUCCCAGCCGCCCCCCGGCGCCCCUGUGCCCGCCCCCGCGCCUGCCCCCGUGCCCGCCCCCACGCCGGGCGCCGUCAAGGAGGCGCUGGCCAAGCGCUCCGCCGCCGCCGCCGCCGCCGCCGCCACGCUAGCCGCCGACAACGACGCCGCCGCCGCCGCGGACAACAAGGAGCGCUACAACAAGGCGGAGCGCGACAAGCUGCCCGAGCGCCGCACCAAGGAGCUGGACGGCUACGUGGGCUUCGCGAACCUGCCCAACCAGGUGUACCGCAAGGCCGUCAAGAAGGGCUUCGACUUCACGCUGAUGGUGGUGGGCGAGUCCGGCCUCGGCAAGUCCACGCUCAUCAACUCCAUGUUCCUGGCCGACAUCUACUCGAGCGAGUACCCCGGCCCGUCGCUGCGCAUCAAGAAGACUGUCGCCGUGGAGACCAGCAAGGUGCUGCUGAAGGAGAACAGCGUCAACCUCACGCUCACGAUAGUCGACACGCCGGGCUUCGGGGACGCCGUGGACAACAGCAAUUGUUGGCAACCUGUUAUAGAUUACAUUGAAACCAAAUAUGAAGAGUACCUCAAUGCAGAAUCACGAGUGAACCGUAAAACACUUGUGGACAGUAGAGUGCACUGUUGUUUAUAUUUUAUAACACCAUCCGGACACGGCCUGAAACCACUAGACAUCGAAUUCAUGCAGCGACUUCACGACAAAGUCAACAUUAUUCCUAUAGUUGCGAAAGCGGAUACGAUGACACCGGAUGAAUGUAGUCAUUUCAAGAAACAGAUACUGAAUGAAAUUUCUCAGCACAAAAUUAAGAUAUACGAGUUCCCAGACACAGAGGAUGAGGAGGAAGCGAAGCUGAACAAAGUGUUGAAAGACAGGGUACCGUUUGCCGUGGUUGGUUCGAACACGGUCAUAGAGGUAGACGGCAAGAAACUGCGAGGCCGGAAGUAUCCGUGGGGUGUUGCCGAAGUCGAGAACCUGGAGCAUUGUGACUUCAUUGCUCUUCGCAACAUGCUGAUUCGCACUCACCUGCAAGACCUCAAAGACGUGACGAACAACGUUCACUACGAGAACUACAGGUGUCGGAAGCUGGCUGGCCUCGGAACUGAUGGGAAGCCGUCGAGAACUUCGAACAAGAACCCGCUCGCUCAAAUGGAAGAGGAGAAGCGGGAUCACGAUGCAAAAAUGAAGAAGAUGGAGGCUGAAAUGGAGCAAGUGUUUGAAAUGAAAGUUCGAGAAAAGAAACAAAAACUUAGGGAUUCUGAAGCAGAUCUGCAGCGGCGGCACGAGCAGAUGCGCAAGAGCCUGGAGCAGCAGCUGCAGGAGAUGCAGGACCGGCGGGAGUCCUUCGAGAAGGAGAAGAAGGCCUGGGAGCAGCUGCACAACGUCACGCUGGAGGAGCUCCGUCGCAAGAGCCUGGAGGCCAACUCCAAGGAGACUGCUUCGCUUGCUUCCGAUCCGGGCGCGUUGCAGGUCGCCGCCUCGAAAGGGAGAAUGACCCUGUCGCGCCGUCACUCGUUCAACCAAGCCAACGAAUGCAGGCAACAGUAGGCAAUUUGACAGACUUCUCUGGCUACCCCUGUGCACCCGAUACUCACAGUUGCUACCUUUCAGUAUUACAAGUGUAGUGCAGUUCGUAUAUUCACUGUGGUGGUGAUGAGGACUUGAUCAAACAAGUAAACAAACUGUAGCGUAGACAUCACAAGCGCACUAUAGUGUCAUUGGUUUCUAAAAUGCGGGUUCUUGCUGUACAUUGUAAGACUGUCUAUUUUUUAGUGUUUCUACAAGUUUAUUUAAUCUAUAUUUCCCUUAUGGGUGUGGAAAAAAAAUUAAGGAUUUAAAUUGGGUAUGUAAUGUAUUUGGUUAGAUAGCAUUUUACAAUUAAUUUUUUGUAUUAUUUUAAAUGAUGCUUCUAAGCUGGAGUUUUAGGUAUUUUGAUAUUUGUUAUAUUCUUAAUAUUUGAUGAUGUUCUUGUUCUUAUUCUGACUGGUAGUUUUUAUUUGCAAAAACAAAUUAACAACUUGAACUAAGAAUAAAAAAAAUGAUUUUAUUCUUUUCUUUGCCUGCAAACUUUGGUAUUAGUAUUUAUGUAGGUAAAGUUUGUUAUUCAUUCCAUUUCAGCAUUUUUGUUCAAUGAUGUGGAAGAUUAGGGCAAUUUUGUGCUAGAAUUAAUGAAAAGAUCUGCUGGAAAAUCCAUUUGUCUUCCAUUUUGAAGUGUUUAUGGCUUUGUAUAUGUUGCUUUUAAACAGUGUUUCAUAAAUAUUUAUGUUUGAACAUUGUAAAUAUGCAUGUAGAUGUAGUGUUACAGUAGAGUUAGUAAAAUAAACAUAUUUAAUCUGUAAAUACAUUUUGUACUUACAUCCUUUGUGUAGUGUGUUCCAUAUGUUUUGUAAGUCUGAGCUUUAUUUUUCUGUGUGUAGUGUGUAAUCUUCAUUUUAUAAGAAAAUAUUUCAAAUAGUUUGGCUGUAAUCUAAGUAACUCCUGCUGAAAGGAACACUGGAGUUAUGGAAGCUUAGUUUGUAUAAAAAUUACAGUGACACCUUUGUGUUAAUAGCAAAAUCUACUAUUCGCAUUACUGGUACUGUAAUUUUGAGACAAAUUAAGAUGUAAUAAUUCCCCUCCCCCCGACAAAUCACUAUUAUUUGAAAGAUUUAAAGAAAAAAAAAAUACUUUACAAAGAAAUGUAGUAAAUUCAUAAACUCAAAACUAACAAAUCGUUUACUAUAUCUAUUUGUGUUUUUCUUGGUACCUAUCCUAUUACGGUUCCCCAAGAUAUUGUUGACGGGUGUGCUACAAUUGGUGGGGCGAUUAAAAAUAGAAUUUUGGUCGGCUAUUUCAACCAUUUUAUGCGGGGGAAGAAUUAAGAUUAAAACUCUGAACUGUUUAUUCGACUCAGGGGAUACUAAAAAAUCCAUAUCAACUUUUCUUCUUAGGUAGAGCAACUCUAGAAAGAGAAUUUUAAUAACAAUUGUAUUCAAAAUGUGUGUUAGGGGAUCAGUAAGUUUCCACCCUGUACAGUAUGUGCUACUUAUUGUGGGAUCACCUAAGAUUAAAUAAAAAAUAACUCUUAAUUCAUAAAGAAAACAUUUAUUAUAAAAAUGCAAAAUUCUUACAUUAGUCUUUGCAAAAGGAAAGUUUUUGCUGUUUGAAGUUAAAGGUGAGAAUGAUUGCUGACCUUUCACUUGCAGUGAAAUAAUAUAUCCUCAAAGUUCGUGCAUCAAAAAAGUUUUAGGACUUAAUUUGGAGGAGUGUGAAAUUUUUGUUAAUGAAAUGAUCGUUACACAGUAUUCAUAGUGUGAUAAUUUAUAAUAUUCAGAAUCACUUCACAAUAUUUGGAGAGCUCUACAGGAGUAUUAAUUGCAACUGUUUAACAUUAAGAACAUGUUUUGUUGCACUUGCCAGGGUUUACUGUGUUAAAAUAAUUUUGGUUCAGAUUCAUUUGUUGUAUUAGGUUAUAAACUUUAAUAAUUUCAGUUGCUUUAAAGAUAAGUGUUGGUUGAAAUAUAAGAUUCAGUUUUGCAUGCCUGGAUUCUGUCAUGAAAGUGCUGUGUGAGCAGUCUGCACGCUAGUUUGAUUGUGGAGAAGGAACGCAAGCGUUGGUGGCAGUUAUUAAAAGUGGGUCAUGUAUGUAUGAUGAAAGGUCUUAAAUCUGACAUUCUGUAAUGUGGCACCAGUGGACGCUCAAAUUCAUGUUUGUGCAGGUGGAUUCAGGCUCUUAACCUUUGCUGCCAAAAUGCAUUAUUUCGCUCAGUUUAUCGCUACUGUCAGUUUUAAUUUGGUAGUGUUUCCUGUUUUCUUGCGAUUUACAUUUCUCAUUUUCACAUUUGGGAUUCCUGUUAAAACUAUAUUGACAUUAGAUAAUCCAACCAAAUUGCUAUCCGGUAUGGAUGUGGUCCCAAAUACAGUAAAACACCGUUUUAACGAACUUCAUUAGAGCGAACAAUUCAUUACUACGAACUAUGCCUUUGGUCCCGUCAGACGUCCAUAUAACAUAACGUAAAAAAAAUUCAUUACUACGAAUUUUCUCACUCAAAUUUUAAAAAUAUUCUAUGAAUAUUCAUUUUAACGAACACUUCUCUGCCCGGCAAGGUAAACGACAAACGGAUAAAAUCGUCGCCAUUCACCCACAAACUGCCAUCUUAUUUAUUUUAAUACGCGCCAUAGAUAACUGCAAUGGACUAGUGUUGAAAUUAAUGCACAAAACUGGUGUAGCGACUAAAGCGCUGCACUGCGGUGUUCGCUGACAUUACUCUUUGUUCUAUGCUCGCACGUGUUCUACAUCAUAAAGUAUUGCUACAUACAUAUCUCUGGUCGUUUCCUUGUUUAUUGUUUUGAGAAACGUGGCUAUACUACGAGUAUAACUUAUUUUUACGGGAAGCCUAUAACUCACGUAGUUUCGGUUCCCUGCAAGAAUUUCCGAAGAUUUUCGAAGUUUUGCGUUUUGGUAUUAACGCCACUUCAGCCGCUAAAUCAGAAGUUUCCAAUGAAAACAAGCAUGUUGUGACUAACCUAACCUAACCCUUCGAUUUUUUUAAUUUCAAUUUUUGAGAGAAAUCUGAAGUUGCACGAACGUGGUAGGGAACCGAAACUAUGUGAGUUGUAGGCUUCCCUAUUUUUACAUGUGUCGGGUCCAUUUGUUUUUAUAGUUUAAAAAACCGUACUACUGAACAUGUCUUCUAGGAAACGAAAGGCGAUUGAUUUGAAACUUGAAAUGUUAAAAGCAGUAGAUAAAGGAAAUAAAAAGACUGAUGUGGCUAAAAAGUUCGUAUCUCCAAAUCAAUAUUAUCCACAAUUCUCACCCAGCGAUCCAGUUGGGAAGACAAUAAAAUGUAAAAAUAUUUUCCUAACUUUUAAAUUUUAUAUUUUUGAUUUAUUACAGCAUUUUUGCAAACAGCUUGUCUUGAUUCCAAAGGUAGGCUUACUGUUUUGGCAAACAACUUACCUACGUAGUAUUUCUGUAUUGUACAUAUACAUACUAUACUAGUAUGUAUGUAGUACUUAUGUAUCUUGAUCCCAAAGUAUAACUGUUAUAAAGUUAUUGAUGCUUGUACCACUCAUAUUGGUAUUAGAUUUUCUACUUUGUUUUUUAACAAGAUCGAGUUAUGUUAAAAACCCCAAAUCAGGCAAUCAUUGUGAUUUCGGUAUAAAGAACUUCAUUAUAACAAACUGCCAUAAUUUUGGUCCCUUCAUGUUCUUUAUAAUGAAGCUCUACUGUAUGCCUUAUUGAAGACCAUUGUGUUUUGUAACCAAGUUUUCUCUGCUUAAACUAACUUUGUGGUUCAUACACACUGUGCCAGGGAUAGGGAAAUUCAUGCCUGUGGCAGUGUUCCAAUUGGCAAAUUUUUUUAUGCAAAGUUGUUAAGUGACCAGAUUUUUCCAAUAAAAUUAGUGAUGUAUUUUCGUAAUUUGUGGUUUAUAUUUUGUCACCAUAGAAGCUUACCAAUUACAAAA
This is a messenger RNA of Bacillus rossius redtenbacheri, 5682 nucleotides long. RefSeq names its product septin-7 (gene pnut). The record is from RefSeq and is a predicted model, not a curated record. Gene Ontology annotation, molecular function: molecular adaptor activity; GTP binding; GTPase activity. The transcript has 9 exons. Gene Ontology annotation, cellular component: septin complex; cell division site; septin ring. NCBI's taxonomy places the organism in Eukaryota, Metazoa, Arthropoda, Insecta, Phasmatodea, Bacillidae. Gene Ontology annotation, biological process: cytoskeleton-dependent cytokinesis; intracellular protein localization; cilium assembly. Bases 91 to 1782 code for a protein of 563 amino acids.